UCAUCUCAAGAGAAGAAUUAUGGAUAAUAUCUAGACUCAGUACUGGUGUAAGUGGAGGAUGUACUGCAGAAAUAGUGUCAGCAAUAGUUUUGUUGACUACAUUGUUGUGAAUAUACCCUGAAUAUCAGUUACAUCUACGACCCUCAACAACCAGUGAACAUAAGUUCACUUAUUAUAAUACUGUACUUAUAUUAAUAUAGUACUGUACAUGUAUUAUUAACAUCUUUUACACUAAAAUUUAUUACUGUUUAAAAGUUUCUUAGCUUAUUAUAUAAAUAUUUGGUUAGUGUCUUUAUAAGACACAAGUAUAGUCUUAAUGAAGUGUGUAGAUUUUCUUUGUAAUAUUUUUUAUAUUCUAAAAAAUAAGUUAUAUUUUUAACAGUAAAGCAGAAUAAAAAUUUUAGUACAUAAGACUAUAAGCUUUAGUAAUUGCAUUAAUUGACUGUUUGAAGAAUAUUGUAAUGCAUUGUUUCUGUUAUUUUCUUUACUUUAAGUAAUGACAGGAUAUUGUAAUGUAUCAUUUAUAUUACCCUCUCUUCUUCAGAUAUUUUAUCAUAUCACAUUCCUUCCAUUUUUCACAUAAUUGAUAGAUGCCUUUAUUAACUUACUGAUGCUAUACAAAAUAUUUUUUAUUAAUCUUAUAUUUUCCUGCUUAUAUUUCACUUAUACAUUUUAAUUUCAUUAUUUAACUAUGUUUGUCUGACUCAGAAGUGUUCUCUUGAUAAUGUAUACAUUCAUAUUAAUCCUGUGUGCUGUUGUUAAUGUUAACACUCGUGUUAAUACUGUGUGCUGUUGUUAAUGUUAACACUCAUGUUAAUGCUGUGUGCUGUUGUUAAUGUUAACACUCAUGUUGAUACUGUGUGCUGUUGUUACUGUUAACACUCAUGUUAAUGUUGUGUGCUGUUAUUAAUGUUAACACUCAUGUUAAUGCUGUGUGCUGUUGUUACUGUUAACACUCAUGUUAAUGCUGUGUGCUGUUAUUAAUGUUAACACUCAUGUUAAUGCUGUGUGCUGUUGUUAAUGUUAACACUCAUGUUUGAUGUGUGGCUGUUAUUAAUGUUAACACUCAUGUUAAUGCUGUGUGCUGUUAUUAAUGUUAACACUCAUGUUGAUGUUGUGUGCUGUUGUUAAUCAAACAAAAACUAACAAUUAACACUAUUACUUUCGAAUGAAAAUAUUCAUUACUUGAUUAUUUAUAUUGUUUAUAAGAAGUUGAAAAGUGAAUAAAUGCAGUUAAUAUUCUACUGCAGUGAAUUACUUACUGACAGGUACCACUUUAUUGCUCUUUACCAAGUGUAAGUUUACAUCAAGUCUUUGCACACUAAUUUCAAAAACUUUCUGGGCAAUAUAAGCUGGAAAUAUUUAAUGUAAAUUUAACAUUUAAAUAUCUUUUUUCCUAAACAUCAGAUAGUUUAUGCAGUAAAUUAAAGAUAAUAAUGAGAACUUUUAUAUGAUGAGUGUUUUUACAUUAUUUUUCUCAUAAAUAUUCCAUAUUUAAAAUUUUAAAAGACAUUUAAUAUAUAAGAAUUCAAUAAGCAGAGAAACAAUAUCAGAUAAAUAACAUGAUGCAGUGCAAUAAAGUUCCUCCAGGAAAAAACACACAUCAGUGUUCAGAGUGUUUACAAAACUUCAAACGAAAAUCAUAUCUAACACAGCACAUGAGAGUUCAUUUACAAGAAAAACCAUAUCGGUGUUCAGAGUGUUUAAAAAAAUUUUCACAUAACUCAAAUCUAAUACAACACUUGAGAGUACAUUUGCAUAAAAAACCAUUUCAUUGUUCAGAAUGUCAAAAACACUUUUCACAAAAAUCAUAUUUAAUACUACAUAUGAGAGUUCAUUCACAAGAAAAACCAUAUCAGUGUUCAGAGUGUUUAAAAGACUUUUCAUGUAAACAGAAUCUUAGGAAACACAUGAGAGUUCAUUCACAAGAAAAACCAUAUCAGUGUGCAGAGUGUCUAAAAAACUUUACAUAUAACUCAAAUCGAGUACAACACGUGAGAGUACAUUUGCAAAAAAAACCAUCUCAGUGUUCAGAAUGUUUAAAAAGCUUUUCCUAUAAAUCAAGCCUAAUACGACACAUGAGAAUUCAUUCACAAGAAAAACCAUAUCAGUGUGAAGAGUGUCUAAAAGACUUUUCACAAAAAUCAGAUCUAAUAAGACACAUGAGAGUUCAUUCACAAGAAAAACCAUAUCAGUGUGCAGAGUGUCUAAAAGACUUUUCACAAAAAUCACAUCUAGUACAACACAUGAGUGUCCAUUCACAAGAAAAACCAUAUCAGUGUUCAGAAUGUUUAAAAAGCUUUUCUGAUAAAUCAAACCUAAUGCGACACAUAAGAAUUCACUCACAAGAAAAACUAUAUCAGUGUUCAGAGUGUUUAAAAAACUUCUCAUGUAAACAAUAUAUUGUGAAACACAUGAGAGUUCAUUUACAAGAAAAGCCAUAUCAGUGUUCAGAGUGUCAAGAAGCCUUUUCACAUAAAUCAAAACUAAGACACCAUAUGAGUGUCCAUUCGCAAGAAAAACCGUAUCAGUGUUCAGAGUGUCUAAAACGCUUUUCAAAAAAAUCACUUCUAAUGCAACACAUGAGAGUUCAUACCCAAGAAAAACCAUAUCAAUGUUCAGAGUGUCAAAAAGACUUUAGACGUAGAUCACAUCUAAUACGACACAUGAAUGUUGUUCAUUCAAGAGGAAAACAAUAUCAGUGUUCAGAUUACUAAAAAGACUUUUCACAAAAUUCACAGACAUCACAAUAGAUAUCAGGGGCCCAAGACUGUUCAACUGCCUCCCAGCAUACAUAAGG
This is a messenger RNA of Cherax quadricarinatus, 2800 nucleotides long. The record is from RefSeq and is a predicted model, not a curated record. NCBI's taxonomy places the organism in Eukaryota, Metazoa, Arthropoda, Malacostraca, Decapoda, Parastacidae.